AUGAGUAACGGUACCUACCUUCAAGUGGCAUCCAUUGUCUCUUUAGUUCUGACAACAUUACUGAUCCUAAAAUUUUGGCUUUUCGCUCUCAUACAAUUGACAUUGAUAAACAAUGAUUUACUUACAUUUAUUAGUUGUAUAUCCUUAGAUUCUCUUCUUCGGAUACAUUUAACCACAGUUGAUUGGUUGAAUGCUUGUGUUGCAAUCGAACGAACUGUAACUCCGAUCAAAGGUGUCAACUUUAACAGGAAGAAGAGUAAAAAUAUGACGAAAUGUAUUAUUCUGAUAAUUUUGUUAAUAAGCAUAUCCACAGCAGUGUAUGAACCAUUUCAUCGACAUCUCAUUGACGAUGAAGAAGAACAACAACAAACUUGUUGCGUUGUCAAAUAUACACCAAUUCUACAAACAGUGGAUAUAAUUGUUAAUUUGGUUCAUUCUCAUCUUCUUUUUCUUGUCAAUCUAAUUUCUGCUAUGAUCAUCAUUGUCAUGUUAGCUCGAAAACGAUCAUUUGCUCGUAAACAAGAAAAGGGCGAAUACUAUGUAUAUGAUCAAUUUUGGCAGAAUAAACAUCUGCUCAUUUCACCUUGUAUUUUAGCGAUUCUGACUUUACCUCGUAUAAUCAUUUCUUUUCUUUCGAGCUGUAUGAAAUCAGUUCGAGAUCCAUGGUUAUUCCUUAUCGAGUACUAUAUCUCGUUCGUUCCACCAAUGCUUAUCUUUCCAGUGUUUGUUUUGCCAUCCAAUGUGUACAAAGAAGAAUUGGCAAUCAUGUUGAAAAAAUGGGCAAAAACACUUCAAGGACGUUAUCUACAUAGAAGACGACAUCUGAAAACAUCAGGUUUUCUUUUGAAAUUAGAAAAUCCACGAAUAUCAUUUUAUUCAGUCAAAUAA
This is a messenger RNA of Adineta ricciae, 888 nucleotides long. The record is from the annotation of a GenBank genome assembly. NCBI's taxonomy places the organism in Eukaryota, Metazoa, Rotifera, Eurotatoria, Adinetida, Adinetidae.